Phyllotreta striolata is the source of this 972-nucleotide messenger RNA. NCBI's taxonomy places the organism in Eukaryota, Metazoa, Arthropoda, Insecta, Coleoptera, Chrysomelidae. The record is from the annotation of a GenBank genome assembly.
GUCAAGUCAAAACUGUCAGUUGUCGCUGUCAAUUUGUUAGGGCAAAGACGAAAAUUUUAGUUGAAUUUUGUUAAUUAAUUUUGAUUUACAAAUUAGUUUUUACCGACCAGCGACCGUUCGAAUCGCACAAGUUCAAACAAUAUUUAAUCGCCGUUAUCCAAGCAAAAAUGCCGCGAGGAAAAUUCACCAACCACAAAGGCAGGAACCGCAGGUUUACCAACCCGGAGGAGCUCGAGGAGGAACGAAGGAAGGAAGAGCAGCAGAAGAAAUGGAGGCGGAAGAAAGGCGAGAGCAGCGAGGGCGAAUCAGACGAAGACGAGGCGGCUGGUGAUAAAAAAAUUAGCGAAGAAGAAGCGUCCGGUUCUGGUUCCGAUUCGGAGGGUUCAAGCGAUGACGAUGUAGAGGUGAAAGCCAAAGGCGUUUCGAAUCUCAUAGAAAUCGAGAACCCGAAUAGGGUGCAGAAGAAAACGAAGAAAAUUACCAACGAUCUCGACGUGGCAGAAUUGGACGGAAAACCGCAACUGUCGAGGCGAGAGCGCGAAGAAAUCGAAAAGCAAAAGGCGCAGGCCCACUAUCAAAAAUUGCACGCCGAAGGCAAGACAGACCAGGCUAGGGCCGAUCUGGCUAGAUUGGCUAUCAUUAAACAGCAACGGGAAGAGGCCAAGAAACGUAGGGAAGAAGAACAACGAGAAAAAGAGAAUGCUGCCAAAGAGAAAACGGCUCAAACGAAGAAGGCCUUGGGUAAAAAAUAAUAAAAGUGUUUUUAUUAUUAAAUUAUUAUUAUUAAUUUCUACUGCAAUGUUUCAAUUGGCUUGUUUUAAAUGUUUCAUAUGUUAAAAUUAACUUUUUCACUUAUUUUUUUCGUGUAUAUAUCUUCUACUACUCGUAAAUUAUAAUCCAGUGAUAGUUGAAUUGGUUGAAUUAAUCAUAAAAAAAAUCAGUGAUUGAUUUUGUUCGUGUUUUUCGUAUUUG